Messenger RNA from Amphibalanus amphitrite, 6373 nucleotides. It is a transcript of the gene Patronin, whose product is annotated as patronin-like. NCBI's taxonomy places the organism in Eukaryota, Metazoa, Arthropoda, Thecostraca, Balanomorpha, Balanidae. Gene Ontology annotation, cellular component: microtubule minus-end. The record is from RefSeq and is a predicted model, not a curated record. The transcript is spliced from 29 exons. The coding region runs from base 5 to 5719 and encodes 1904 amino acids. Gene Ontology annotation, biological process: neuron projection development; cytoplasmic microtubule organization; negative regulation of microtubule depolymerization. Gene Ontology annotation, molecular function: calmodulin binding; microtubule minus-end binding; spectrin binding.
CCACAUGGCCGUCAUGGAGGCGAUCAUGGUGCUCUACAUCCGCGAGCUCAUCACCGCCGAGCGAGUGGUGGGGGUCGUGAGGCGCUUCACCGCCCUCCAGUCGAGCACCGAGCUGCCCGCAGACCAGGAGGAGGCCCUGCUGCUGUGGAUCAACAAGGCGUGCGCGCGGCUGCGCGGGCAGAUCGCUGCAGAGGUCCGAGAGGAGGACACGGUGCCCCGGUUCCCGCUGCAGCAGGACAUCAGCGACCUCUCGGACGGCACGUGUCUGGCCGGCCUGAUCUCGCUCUACUGUCCCGACGAGCUCAGCUGGCCAGAGAUCGCCUUCUCCGACCCGCCGCGUAUCGCCGACAGUCUCUACAACCUGCAGCUGGUGGAGAAAUUCUGCAGAGAGGCGCUGCCCUACAGUCCGCACUUCCUGACACUGGAGGAUAUACUGUAUAUGCACAGUUCGGUGAAGCAGAACCUGCUGGUGCUUCUGGCUGACCUGUUUUACCUGUUCGAGAUUAACCCGGCCAAAUGUGUCCGACAGCCGGGCAUGGCCAAAGAACGAGCCAUCGAUGCAAUGCGUCGGCAGGACCCGUACGCGGGCAGUCCCCGCCGCUCUCAGCCCGAGCUGCGCCGAGACAGUCUCAGUCAGGCCGGCAGCGUCUCAGGAGGGCGCUACCCCCACUCGGAACCGUCCGUCGUCCUGCGCCGCAGCAGGGGCUCGCACUCGGCGGAGAGGGCGCGGCAACGCUUCAGCAUGUUCGAAGCUGCCGGCCGGGAUAGUCCAUCCGCUCACAGCUCUGGUGGCUCGCGGCGGCCGCAGUCCAUGAUGUACCCGGCCGAUGACCGCUCGACCUACCGCGAGGACGACAGGUCCAACUCUGAGGAGAGUGAGUUCGUGGUGCAGCGCGCCAGCGGCCCGAUGACCCUGUCUCGGAUGGCCCACCAGCGUCGCUCCCAGAGCCCGCCUUCGUCGGUCCACUCUGACGACCCCCCGUCCCGCCGGCCCCUCAAAGAGCGUCUGAACCGAGACACAAAGUGGGAGGAACGCGGCGAGGAGCGCCGCGGCGCCGCAUCUGAGUGUGGUGAUAUGGAGAGGAACCGCCCGGCUGGUAAACCCUCCCCACGGGGUGCCGGAGGGGGGAGGCUCUCCCGGCGGAACUCCUUCACAGAAGAGUCACAACUGACGGUGGAGAAUUUCGGUGGGAGUCAGGAUAAUCUCCAGCUGCUGGGCCGUAAUCCUGAUAAACAGCCGGUGGUACAUCGUGGCCGCCGUGAGAGCAGCACGCAUCGCGACCUGCUGAAAGAGAGUGCCAUCAGUUUCGGUGACCGCGAUCCGUUCCAGGAGGCCGAACAGGAGCGUGCCUCGCGCUCAGCCAGCCGAGCUAGCUUGUAUGACCGCAGCGAGAGUAGACAAGAGCUCGGGCGGCCGCCCAGUCGAAACCUCUUCCAGAGCGACUCAAUCAAAGAGCAUUUCCAGCCCACUGGCCGACGCGGGGAUGACUCUCGUGCCGAUCGCGACGAUGGUUUCCGUCCAAUUGAUGACGCGGGAGGGCCGGUGGAUAUAGACAACCGAGUCCUGGACGCGCUGGAAAGAGAGGCGCGUGGUGAUUCCCCCUCCAAGGCCGGCAACAAUCUGGUGAUCAUGUUCGACAACAACGACGAACAGAAGCCGACCAGCUUCGCCGAGCUGAGCAAAGUUCAGCCGCGAGAGAACGCCGGCGGUAUCAACAUCGUCUACAUGCAGCAUGAGAAGGAGGACCGCGCCAAGCCGGCCGGCGGAGCGCGGAGCAACGGUACGGGUGGCGGCGGCGGCCCGCCGGCCGCGCCCCCCACCACCAGCUGGGGGCAGCAGCAGCACGGACAGCAGCACGGACAGCAGCACGGACAGCGACACGGCCUCCCCGCCUCGGAGGGUGCUCCCGAGCCGGACAUGAUGGCCUCAGAGCUGCACAGUAUCAAACUGAGACUGGAGGAGAAACGGCGCAACAUCGAGAAGGAGAAGCGGCGGAUGGAGUCGGCCAUGAACCGGCAGAAGCAGAACGUUGGCAAACAGGCCUUCCUGCAGGCCAUGGGUCAAGAGGUGAACCAGAACCUGAGUCAUAUGAAGGACAAGUGGGGCCGGGUGCCGGACGCCGCCGGUAGUCCCGAUCUGGACAACAUGGACUACGACCAGUACACCAGCUCGCUGCAGAACAUGAACGAGUCGCUGUCUGAGCUGCAGAACGAUAUCCAGCGACUGUCGCAGCAGCAGUCGCAGAUGCAGCAGAUGCACAACAUCAUGCAGAACGGCGGUCAGACACAGCCACCGUACCAGCAGGCGUACCAGCCGCCUCAGUACCAGUCUCCGUACGCGGCGGCCGGCCCUCCUCCGGGCCAGUUUUACCUACACGAUCAGGCGGGGCAGCGUAGACAGUGGGGGCAACCCAUGGCGCCCCCUGAAGACGUGUAUCAGCAACAUAUGUCGCCCGGAAGAGCGCGAUGGGGGCAGCCGGUUAGGCCGAUGAUGCCACCGAUGCCUCAGCAGUACGGUCCGGGCCCGGGAGACCCGUAUGGCUACCACCAGCAGCCGCCGCAGCAGAGGCCUUUCAUGCUACACGAUCAGAGCGGCCACCCGGCUGGCCAUGGUGGCUACCCGGGCCCUGGAGGGUACCCGUCGCCGCAGCACCAUAGGCUUGACGGCGGCAUGAUGGGUCCGCACGGUAUGUCCGGCCAGCCGCCGGCCGGCUAUCACCCUGACUACCCGGGCUACCCCGCGGCACCGGGCGGCCACUACUCGCCACACCAGCCGCCUGUCUCCUCUGCCGGCGGGUUCCGACUCCACGGCGCCUCGCCCGGCGGACCUCAGGAGCCCCGCGAGCUCCGCGCCGGCCAGUCGCCGAGAAUGUAUGGAGAUUACCAACAGGGAAGAGCUGAGGAUGCGGCUGAUGGUCCUCGCGUGCCGACGGUGAGGCGGAUGGAUCGCAACAGACGCCGCUCGCCGUCACCGUCGGUGCUGCACGCGCCGCUGCCGGCGCCGCCGAUUGAUGACAUGGCCCCGCAGAGUGUGUCGUUUAUUGGCGACCAGGAGGAUACCGAGUCGACCCCCGUCCGGCCGCCGCGGCGGACCGACCGCGCCGAGCGGGUCUCUGACCGGGGAGGAGGCAUGGCGGCGGAGCCGGACCGGGCGGAGAAGGAGUCCUCUCCGGCGUCCGGUGGGAGGACCUACCGCGUGCCGCGAGCCACCCCAGAGCGCCGCGAGCCGGCCGCCUCGCCCGCCGGCCGGGGCACGUUCAAGAUGCGCCGGACUCCGAGUCCGCAGAGAGAGCGGAGUCCGGCGGCGUCCAGUCCGGCCUGGGCGGCGCGCCGGGCCGGCAGUGAGUCCCCGGCGCGGCCGCCGCCCGCCCGGGAGGAGGAGAAGGAAGAAGACCAGGCGGCGCCCGAGGUGCUGGCAGCCAUGAAGGUGGAUAAGAUCAAACAGGACGCCGACCCCGAGAUGGGCUUUGUGAUAUCGUUUGACGACGACGCGGCGCCGCGAAAGCCCAAGCCUCGCCUGGGCCAGCGCCGACCCCCGACUAAGGCGGCCAGCUCCGGUGGACUACUGGACCAACCGAGCCGGCCAGAAAUACCGCCCAAGCCCAAGACAUCAGCAUUCUCCGGGCUAAACAGCGGCGGCGGUAGCGGCGCACCCUCAGCCUUCUCUACGUACACCAAAUGGCCGCGGACGGCACGGGGUCCCGAGAGGGAGCCCCCACAGCCGGAGCGGGAGCCGGAGCGUCCCCGCUCCCCCAGCAGGUCUCCGUCGCCCUCUCCCGGCGGGGGACUGUCGCUGGGGAGGCUCUCCGACCCGCGGCGGAGGACGGCCCCGGCCGAGCCGCAGUCGCCGGCCUCGCAGGAUCAGGUGGACCGGGCGGCAUCGCCCGAACGACCGCUCCUCGAGAAGCUGGAGAUUGACCCCACGCUGCCGCCGGAGACGAUGAAGCCCCUGAAACCGGUGCAGUCGUCCACUGGCGUCGGACUGGUCAUCGGAGACGAGCUGGUCAGCCCCAAAUCGGACGCCCUGGACGAGAUGGAACGGAAAAAGGAGCGCAUCCUGAUGCUGUCACUAAAGCGAAAACAGGAGCAGGAGGCAGCGCGAAUCCGCAAGGAGGAGGAGGCACUACGGCGGAAAGAGGAUGAAGCCAGAAAGGAGGAGGAGAAGCAGCGUAAAAAGGAAGAGGAGAAGGCGAGGAAGGAGAGGAUCUUCGAGCAGUAUAAGCUGAAAAAGGCUAUCGAGGAGGCGGAAAAGAAUGGGACGCCGAUUCCUGCCGGCGCCCAGGCAGCUCUGGCGGCUCAGCAGGCCGCCUCCAAGCCCGCCGUCCGGCCGCGGCCCAAAUCCACACCGAGCAAACCACGACCCAAGUCGAUGAUGGACGGGGGUGUGGGGAGCGGCCCCGGUACCCCCAGCCGCUCUGCACUCCGGGGAAGCCAGUCGAACCUGCAGCAUAUGUCAGAGCGCCCUCCGCCGGCGCCGGCCGCGCCUCCGCCGGCGGCGUCGGCCGGUGCCUCUACCCUGGUGCGUCACCGCAGUCUGAGCCGGCGGCGACGCUCCAACAUUGCCGUGUCGGCCGGCCGCUCGCAGUCGCUGAGCAGGCGCCGGAUCCAGACGCCCGAACAGCUCAUGUACCCCGACAAGGGCCGGGAAGGCGGCGACUCGCAGUGGGGCUCCAACUCGAGUCUGACGGCCGGCCCGCGCUCCCGGCGAGGCUCCAACGCUAGUCUUUAUGGAGAGUCACGAUACGCCCGGUCAACGCCAGUGCAUUCGGGCAGGAAGGUGGUAGCCUCCAACGAGCCGUCGGGCGCCGGCGGCAUGCGAAAGGACGGUCACCGCACGUCGACUGGCAGCCUGAGCUCGGCGGGCCGGGCCCGCUCCCGAAUGGGCCCCCGCGCCGGCAGCAGUGGAUCCCUGAUCGACGACGAUGCCGGGUAUCGGAGGACGGCCUUCGCGCACUCGGGCAGGAGACAGUCAGCCGCCGACCGUCCAGACGUCAACAGAACCUUCUCAAAGGCGUCGGGCGCCGGGCCGGGAGCCGGCGGCCGGGGCAGACAUCAGUCCCUCACCAAUCUGUUCGGUACCUCGGGCGGUACUCCCCGCGGGUACUCCGAGACGGACUCGGGCCUGGGCCGAGACACGCCGACACGGCGCGGAGUGUCGCCGGGAGCGUAUGGCGGUAUGACAUCUCCGUCUGGUCCAGGCUCGCUGCCGCCCGGACUGGUGUCUCGCAGAAGAAACUACGGAGACGACGGAGCCAGCGACACCUCAUCCAUGGCUAGCUACGACUAUAACGGUCCCCGCCUGUUCAAACAAGCGUCAGCCAAGUCGAACCGCUCGAUCCUGCUGAACGCCGUCGAGUACUGCGUUUUCCCGGGAGCGGUGAACCGGGAGGCCAAACAGCGCGUGCUCGAGGAGAUUGCCCGUGUGGAGGCGCGUCACUUCCUGAUUCUGUUCAGGGACGCCCGCUGUCAGUUCCGCGCGCUCUACUGCUACGAGCCAGAGACUGAGGAAGUGUUCAAACUGUACGGCACCGGACCCAAGAUGGCCACCGACAAAAUGUUCGACAAGUUCUUCAAAUACAACUCUGGCGGCAAGAGUUUCACGCAGAUCCACACCAAGCACCUGUCGGUGACCAUUGACGCGUUCACCAUCCACGACGCCCUGUGGCAGGGCAAGCGGCCCAGCCUGCCCAGCAAAAAGGACAUGACUCUGGUGACGUAACGCGGCGGGACAGAGCAGAGAGAGAGGGCCGGAGCGGGCGGUCCGCCUCACAUUCCUCUCGCUCGCGGCCGGCACCCCUCUCCCCCUCAUGGGUGCUGAACGGCCGAUAGAGGCGCGCGGAAACACAGAGACAGAGAGAGGGAAGGAUGCAUAGACGACCGGUGGCGAAUGUGAUAGACAGCGAGCGGGCGCCGGCCACUAAUACUCGUGCUGCCAUCUAUCGGCGCGGCGAGAAGCUCUAGUUGCGGGCGGCGGCGCCGCUUUUACUGUGGGAUCGGCGGCGCACCUGUGGUAGGCGCGCGGCUCGUGCCAGGACUAAUCGUGAUAAAAACUGCUGCUUGCUCGUGUGAUGCAUCGCGCGCGUGAGCCUGUAUGUGUGUCUGAGCACGUGACUUGUGAGCAGGUGUGUGCUGCUAGCGGCAGAAUUAUGAGAAACGCAUAAGAACUAAUUUGCGAACGCCGGGUCUUGUACAUAAAGGCUUGACUAAUGUCUUCUUAUGCAUUCUUUUUUAUUGCGUUUUGUUUCGUACAUUAGCUGUUUUAUCGUCAUUUAUUCCAAAGCUGCGAAGGCUUACUGUAAAAUAUUAACGUGGAAGUGCAGGUGUCAACUAAAUGUUGCUUUCCCAAUCCCUAAUAAAUGACUGACUGAAUCGU